AUGCCGCUUAAAACUCCAUACAAAGUUUCGUCAAGAUUCUCGGUUCAUAAUAAUAAAACUGAAGCAAGAGAAACAGAAGAAUCAAUAUUUAUAGAUAUGACCUUGAAAAGUCGAGGUCAUUUAUCGACGAUUGAUGGUAGUGGAAGUUUUGAUAAAAGAAUUAUAAUUUUGUUAAUUCUUUCACCACUUUGGACUUUGAUUUUUACAAUGAUCCCUGUCGUCGCGGAUUUUCAAGGAAUAGUAGCCCACAUAUACAGAUUUGUUGAGCCAGUUGUAGGAUUACCUUUAAGUUAUUUUAUAAUUUCUUCUUCAAGGUUAUUUAAUGACGAUGAGUUUGGGAGUCAAAAUUUUUUUUUGAAAUUAUCGGAAAAAAAUUUUUUGAUGUUAAUAUUUAUGAUCGGAGCUGCAAUUUAUGCUCAAGGUGCCGGUAUGCAUUCAACUGGGGUCAUAGCUAAACAAGAAUUAAUAAAGGUGUUGGAAGGAAACCCUGAAAUGGCGACACAAUAUCCAGUAUUAAAUAAUUUGGUUGAUUAUUAUCGAGAAACUAUCGAACAUGUGGCAGGACAUUAUUUGUAUGCGUUUGGAUCAGUGCUUAUGAGUUGGAGUCAAAUAUUAGCGUUUAGAAAUCAAAUUCAUAUUGAAAUAAAAUCAAAAAUCUAUUUAACAUUAUGGAUAUUUUCAGCCUUCUUUUAUUCAUUAUUGUUGGCAGGAGUUUCUAUCGAAUUCCCAAAGGGUACAAUAGUAGGAUUAAUUUAUAUGGGAUUUACAAGUAUAUUGCUAUCAAUUUAUUUAUUUAGAACAGGAAAUUUAUUCAACAGAGGCAGAAAAUUGGUGUUACAAUCUUAUCUAAUUGGAUUUCUGAUAGGUUUAUUAAUAUUGAUUAUUUGGAUUUGUAUAAAUAAAGGUUUUGUGGAUAGGAAAGAUUCAGGGUUAUUUGCCAAAUCAAAGGAUACUACAACUACUACAACGAAUGCUACCACUGAUGAUUAA
Messenger RNA from Entrophospora candida, 990 nucleotides. Lineage: Eukaryota; Fungi; Glomeromycota; Glomeromycetes; Entrophosporales; Entrophosporaceae. The record is from the annotation of a GenBank genome assembly.